Solea senegalensis (Senegalese sole) is the source of this 4106-nucleotide messenger RNA. Its product is annotated as histone-lysine N-methyltransferase SETDB1-B-like. The record is from RefSeq and is a predicted model, not a curated record. Gene Ontology annotation, molecular function: zinc ion binding; protein binding; DNA binding. Gene Ontology annotation, cellular component: nucleus. Gene Ontology annotation, biological process: negative regulation of gene expression; heterochromatin organization. NCBI's taxonomy places the organism in Eukaryota, Metazoa, Chordata, Actinopteri, Pleuronectiformes, Soleidae.
ACAGCAAAUCAUGCGCUCCUCAUGCGCCUCUCUCACUGCAGCUAGCUGGUAGCAUCUGCUAGCUGCUGCUAAUUUGCGAGCGACGACAUGGAAAGUAGUGAAGGGAUGGAGGUGGAGGACUGGGACUCCAGUCUGGAGGAAGAGUUGGGUGUUUCUUUGGAGGAGCUGAAGAAGUGGAUUGAGGAGACCGUGGAGAAGAGUGAGAUCGUACAGAACAAAAAGGCUCAACUUACAGAGCUGAAGGAAUUGGUGGAGCAGAAAGAGAAGGAGGAGGCUAUGGCAGAUACACUGCUCAAGGAUGCUAAUCAGUCUUUAUUGGAAUGUGAGAUGCUGGUGAAGGCAACCUACUAUAGGAACGGCCUUGUUUACCGGGAGAGCAGCUCAGAGGAUGAGGGGGGCGGAGGAGGGGUGUUGUCCUCCGAGGUCAUAGAAAUAGAUGAUGAUGACGAUGACGAUGUCAUUGCUGUUGGCUGUUUGGUUCCUCCAAAGAAGCCUUUGACUCCUGUGAAAGAUUCAAUGUUAAAAGAAACGUCUGCAGCUUUGCAGAAAACCACUCAGCAGGUGCAGAAGUUGGUUCAAAUAGUUACCAAGCCAACACUGGGGACCUCUUUGCUCCGAUCCCCCGGACAGCCUCUGUCUCAGACAGGUGUUCAGGGUUCAGUGCCUGCAGUGUUCGUAUCACAGGUUGCUUCUCAAUCCAUGAGCCAACCCAAGCCAAAUGUAGCGGAGGGUGAGCUUCGCAUUGGGAUGAGCAUUCUGGGAAAGAAACGCACCAAGACGUGGCACAGAGGCACCCUUGUAGCUAUUAACCCCAUCGGAAAUGGUUUAUUCAAAUAUAAAGUGAAGUUUGACAAAGGAAAGAGUCUGCUGUCUGGAAAUCAUGUGGCUUUUGACUAUAAUCCCACACUGGAGAGUUUGUAUGUUGGAGCACGUGUAGUCGCCAAGUACAAGGAUGGCAGUCUGGUGUGGCUCUAUGCUGGAAUAGUAGCAGAGAUGCCCAACAAUAAGAACCGUAUGAGGUUUAUGAUAUUCUUUGAUGAUGGCUAUGCUUCAUAUGUGACAUUACCUGAGCUCUACCCUGUCUGCCGACCAUUAAAGCGUACUUGGGAAGACAUAGAGGAUGCAUCGUGUCGAGAUUUCAUCGACGAGUACAUCACCGACUAUCCCAGCAGGCCGAUGGUGCUCCUAAAGGUCAACCAGAUAAUCAAGACAGAGUGGGAGGGAACGUGGUGGAAGAGUAAAGUGGAGGACGUUGAUGGCAGCUUGGUCAAGAUCCUCUUCCUGGAUGAUAAGAGGAGUGAGUGGAUCUAUAGAGGGUCCACCAGGUUAGAGCCAAUGUUCAACCUGAAGAUGACUACAGCCAACACUCACGAAAAGAAGCUGGCUGGCCAGCAGAGAACACGUCCUAAUAUGGGAGCAUUGAGGAGUAAAGGGCCAGUGGUUCAGUACACCAGUGAUGGACUCAUUGGAGCCUCUCCUGUCAAAUCACCGCCGGCUACACUGAGUCCAACCUUACAAAUACCCCAACAACAACAACAGCAGCAGCAGCAGCUACAGCAGCUGCAGCGUCCACAAGCCCAGCAAAUCCAGCAAACCCUGCAAAUCCAGCGAAACCAACAAACCCAACAAACCCAGCAAAUCCAACAAACCCAGCAAACCCUGCAAAUCCAACAAACCCUUCAAACACUUCAAACCCUUCAAACCCAGCAAACCCAGCAAAUCCAGCAAACCCCUCUGCCGCUACGUGUUGACAAUAAACAUCAGAUGGCGAAGAAGAGUACUUCUCCAUUUGUCCCUGGGGUGGGAGGCACACAUGCCUCCAAAGUACUGCAGUCUCUUUCGUCCAGUCCUACUAGCCUGCCUGGUGGAAGAACGAUGAAUCCCCCAAAUACUUUCACACAAUCGUAUCAGAGACCACAGCCAACACUGGCCCCUGCACCUCCUCCUUUGACCCAAGUGAUGGCCUCCAUCCCACAACAGCCCUCAUAUCGGGCCCCGACAGAUCGCAUCUUCUACAUGGCCCACACGUGUCAGCCUGCCUGUCUGAAACGUAUCCGGCCUGCAAAAUCAGACAUGCACAGUGGAAAGAACCCACUCCUCAUGCCUUUACUGUAUGACUUCAGACGAAUGAUAGGACGACGCAAAGUAAACCGCAAGAUGUUCUUCCACGUGAUUUACAAGGCUCCGUGUGGGCUUUGUCUGCGUAACAUGGCAGAGAUCCAAACCUACCUCUUCCAGACACUCUGUGACUUUAUAUUCUUAGAGAUGUUCUGUCUGGAUCCCUACGUACUCGUGGAUCGUCCCUUCCAGCCACAGAGGCCAUUUUAUUACAUUCCAGACAUCACUGGUGGAAAAGAAGACAUUUCUCUUUCCUGCGUCAAUGAAAUUGAUUCCACUCCACCUCCUAAAGUAGCCUACAGUAAAGAACGUAUCCCUGAAGAUGGAGUGUACAUCAACACCGGUGCAGACUUCCUGGUUGGGUGUGAUUGCACCGAUGGUUGUCAAGACAAGUCCAAAUGUUCCUGCCACCAGCUGACCCUUCAGGCUACAGCUUGUACACCCGGGGCACAGGUCAACGUGAAUGCUGGAUAUUCAUACAAACGAUUGGAGGAAUGCCUGCCUACAGGCAUUUACGAGUGUAAUAAGCGGUGCAAAUGUUGUGCUGAGAUGUGCACUAAUCGGCUUGUUCAGCACGGCCUGCAGGUGCGUCUCCAGCUCUUUAAGACCCAAAACAAAGGCUGGGGCAUCCGAUGUCUGGAUGAUGUGGCCAAGGGCUCUUUUGUCUGCAUCUAUGCUGGUAAAAUCCUGACAGAUGACUUUGCAGACAGAGAGGGACUUGAAAUGGGUGACGAAUAUUUUGCCAAUCUGGAUCAUAUUGAGAGUGUGGAAAACUUCAAGGAGGGCUAUGAGAGCGAGGCUCACUGUUCGGACAGUGAGGGAAGCGGUGUGGACAUGUCCAGGAUGAAGGUCAAACCAUCUGCUUUAGCAUCAACUAAUCCUGCAGCGCGACAGCCCACAAAGGCCCAAAGCUCAAGUUCAUCAGAAAACAGCAACGACGGGGAUGACAAAGACUCCAAGAGCGAAGAUGACAGUGACAGUUCAGAUGACACGUUUGUUAAGGACAACUACUUCAACCCCAGCUCUGUGUGGAGGAGUUACACAACGCGUGGUCAGGUCAAGAGCAAUAAGGAAGGGAGUCAAGACAGUAAAGAUGGAUUGAGUGCAUCAGUCAAGGGAACCAAUGAACAGAAGCCACCGUCCAUGCCAGAGGAGACAGGGAAAAGCAAAGUAGCUUCCUGGUUAACGAGCCAGGGGCUGAAGAAGGAAUCUGGAGACCACAAAGGUCAAGUGAAGCCAGAAACAGGGAAGAAGCAGGAUGUGAUGACUCUGUCUGACAGUGACGAUGUUCAGACCAUCAGCUCUGGAUCUGAUGACAACAAAGAGAAAGAAAAAGUCACCCCAGGUGUUACUAAGAAGCAGGUAGCGGUUAAAUCUACUCGCGGCAUCGCUCUGAAGACCAGCCAUAGUAUGAUGGUAAAGACAGGUGCACCUGGAGGUGGAGGAGGUCCGGGGCGUCAGGGAGGAAAAUCAGGGCAGCAGGGACACACCGGAGGAGGCGGAGACAACACUCCCAAAAACACGCGACAAUUCUUUGAUGGCGAAGAGUCUUGCUACAUCAUUGAUGCCAAGUUGGAAGGAAACCUAGGACGGUACCUCAAUCACAGCUGUAGUCCAAACCUUUUUGUCCAGAAUGUGUUUGUGGACACUCAUGAUUUGCGAUUCCCCUGGGUGGCAUUCUUUGCCAGCAAGCGGAUCCGGGCCGGCACAGAACUGACAUGGGAUUACAACUAUGAGGUGGGCAGUGUGGAGGGUAAAGUACUGCUCUGCUGCUGUGGAUCCACUGAGUGCAGAGGCAGACUGCUGUGAUCUGGACUACACUCCUCCUCAUCCUGCAUUUGAGUGUAACUUUGUGUUUUUUUUAAGUUUAAUUAUGGAUUUUAUUACAGCUGUGUUUUUUUCUUUUCUUUUUUUUAUCAACAGGCAUUCAGAUUUAUCUUAUCCUUGUCAUAUUUACCCCUGAAUAAAAUUCAGUUUUCUUCAGCAAA